Zerene cesonia (dogface butterfly) is the source of this 1969-nucleotide messenger RNA. Its product is annotated as DNA polymerase nu-like. NCBI's taxonomy places the organism in Eukaryota, Metazoa, Arthropoda, Insecta, Lepidoptera, Pieridae. Gene Ontology annotation, molecular function: DNA binding; DNA-directed DNA polymerase activity. The coding region runs from base 1 to 1908 and encodes 635 amino acids. Gene Ontology annotation, biological process: double-strand break repair; DNA-templated DNA replication. The transcript is spliced from 10 exons. The record is from RefSeq and is a predicted model, not a curated record.
AUGGAAAAAGUACCCAAAAAUAACAAGAAAAAGAAAACAAUUCAGGCACAAUUAGCCAAUAAAGAUGGCGUCAUGAAGUAUUCGAAACCGAGAAAUAAAAUCAAUGAAAAACCAGUAGAGGAAAAUAUCGAAACGAUUAAUAAUAUAAAUGAAGUAGAAAACAAAAACGAUGCUAUAAUUGAUAAACGAGUAGACGUUAAUGUUAAUACUAAUAUUACUGUAAUGAAAAACUGUGUAAAAGCUCCUAAAAAGCAGAGGGAUGAUAAGGUUAAAGAAAAAAAUAUUAAAGCCAAGUUUAUAGCGCCGAUAAAAUCUCAAAUUCAUGUAAAAGACAUUACGUAUAACAUAACUAUAGUGAAUGAAACCAAUUUAGCCCAAUGUUUAACACACUUGCAUAACACGGAGACUCAAGAAGUGGUGAUAGGUGCGAGUUUGAUAGAACCGGACAAUACCCCGGAAAACUUCUCCGACCUACAGCAGCUAUUGAACUUCAAGGCAGAGUACACGAUCGCAACAGCCUGCGUCCUGCAGAAGUGCGCCUGGUACAUGACGUCGCUGGCACUGUGCGCGGCCACACUGCACAGAGAGCUCGUUGAAAGGGAGCUUUGGAAGCUCUUUGUGGAUGUCGAAAUGCCUGUACUUCCUGUUAUUGCAGAAAUGGAACAUCGCGGAGUUUGCGUCGAUCUCGAGAAGCUGAAAUCGAUGGAGGGCGUGUUACUGAAACAGAUGAAGGCAAUAGAGCUGGAGUGCCACAGGGCGGCCGGGAAGAGCUUCCAGGUGAACUCCGCGGCGCAGGUCAGGUCCAUUCUGUACGACGAGCUGCAGUUGGACACCAAGUGCAAUGUCAAAGUUAGAGAGACUGUCUGCAAGGGAGCGAAGUCUACUUCCGAAACUAUGUUACGAAGUCUUAUGUCAGUGCACCCGCUGCCUCGCCUCAUCCUGGAGUACCGCCACCUGCACAAGGCGCACGCGACCUUCCUAGCUGGCAUUGUGCCGCACGUCAGAAAUGGGAUCGUCAGACCGACUUGGAUACAAACGGCAGCAGCCACGGGUCGCAUCGCGUGCAGCAAUCCCAACUUACAAGCAAUACCUAAGACUGCGUUCAGUUUAGUUCUCUUCCCUCAGGAGAAAGAUCAUGACGUCGAAAGCGUGGCUCUGAAGUUCCGGUCGGUGUACACGGCGCGGGCGGGCUGCGCGCUGCUGGCGGCGGACUUCAAGCACGUGGAGUGCCGCGUGUUCGCGCACCAGGCCGCCGACACCGGCCUGCUGGCCGCGCUCGCCAGCCCCGACCUGUUCAGGGAGCUCGCCGCCAAGUGGCUAAACAAGUCGGCAGCGAGUGUGAGCGCGGAGGAGCGCGAGCGCACGAAGCGCAUCGUGUACGCGAGCCUGUACGGCGCCGGCAGCAGGAAGCUCAUGGAAAUACUCGACGUGUCUUAUGAUCACGCUCUGUCCAUUGUUUCUAGCUUCAAUCGAACAUUUCCCGCAAUGAAAACGUUCGGUAGGUGGGUAGUGAGUCAGUGCGAGCAGAGCGGCGGGCGCGUGCGCACGGCCAGCGGCCGCACCAGGACCUUUCCCAACAUUAACAGCAAUGACUUCGCGACCAAGGCGCAUGCGCAGCGACAAGCUAUCAAUUUUGUUGUACAAGGGCUGGCGGCGGACGUCAGCAAGGCGGCGAUGUGCCGCACGGCGCGGCGGGUGGGCGCGCCGCUGCUGCAGAUACACGACGAGCUGCUGUGGGAGCUGCCGCAAGACCGCGUCGCAUCCGCCGCUGAAAUAAUAAAAAGCACGAUGGAGGAGUGCGGUCGCGAGUUCGGUAUAACCGCGCCGCUGCCCGUGGCGCUCUACAGCGGAGCCAGUUGGGGGGACUUGACCGAGUUCACACUCGACCAUAUUGGGAACAGCGAAUAAUCUAUUCAUUAAUUCUUAUGUCUAGUAGUUUGCCUAGCCGCAAAUUUACAAAUAAAAAACU